AUGGCAGCACCGGGCGCCGCCGUGGUCCCGGCUCCGACCAGUUUCGACAAUGCGAGCAUGUUCCAUAACCUCACGCACUGGACGUGGCAGCACCUCAGGCAUUCCGUCAAUGUCUCGCGAUACGCCCCGUCCAUCGAAGACCUGCUCCUUGCGGGACCGAGGAUGCUCACCAAGCUCGGCUCCAUAAUGUCCUAUGCCGAUGCUGUGGACAGCUUCGGCCAGCGUGCGAUUCCCGACACGACAGGCUCGGGCAUCUUUCUCACUACCGCCGGCAGCACGACCUCGAACAUCGCCGCCGACGCAUCCGUUGCCGCAGCGAAUGUGGCCGACUUGGUUGACCAGGACCCCGCCGACAUCGCGUCCCGAUUCACAAUGGAAGGGGCCAAGGGCCUGGGGAGCGUCUUCAGCUAUGCCACCAGCAAGUGGGCGCUGUGCUGUGUAGCCAUGGCUAUCAUCCUGAACCGUACGCACAUCUUCGCCGCGACGAGGCGCAGACUGCGACUGGCGUGGCCUGUACGCCUGCUCCUCCGCUUCCUCCCUAUCGUUCUCUUCCUCUACCAAGCACUACAGCUGCUUCAGUCGAUACAAUGUCAGACCUCGCCCGACUUUUCCGAGCUGCGCUGGGGUAACGCGAGCAAGUCCUCAGACCUGAUGUUUACACAACCCGGCGGGUAUCUGCAUACGGUCAGCCAGACGCUGCUCCUGGGCGCCAGCGACCACGACUCCUGUCGGGCGGUUGCUAUGAUUCCCGAGAGUGACUCGGUCUAUCCCGCCGAAUUACAUGGCUCGCUGUCCCUAUUAUGGCCCCUGUUUGGAACCUUCUGCUUGAGCCAUUUCUUAGAGACCUUGUCCUGCGCUCUGAAUGGCCGAACGGUAGCUGUUGAGACGGGCAUGACACUCUUUGAGCAUUCCCUGGCGUUCGCCGAGGCCGACGCCGCGAUAAGCAACCAGCUUGGAUGGGGGCUGUUCUCGAGCGGAAGCAAUGCAAAUGUCACGUUCACGCCGGGGUCUGGUCCUAGCAUUGCCAUAUCUCGGUCGAUGAUCAUGAGACGAGUGAAUACACCCCCCGAAGUGUUACUCGUUGGUUUUCUUUCUGCCAUGAGCCACGUCACCAGCCACGUUCUGGGAGUAUUCAAUCUUCAGGCAAAGUUUCGACUGCUCAACACCAGCUUCUGGGCCAUGUGCUUCAUGGGAAGCAUCGUCCUGGAGGCAUUCAACUUCUCGCUGGAUGAUCCAUCCAGUAUGGGGCUAUUCAGGUUUCCAACUGUCUGCAUCAUUGGCUUCAUCCCUCAUGUCAUGGUAUUUGCAGGCAUCUUCAGCUGCGCAAUGAUUUAUGGCGCAGCCCUCACAGUGUCGGCUCUUUCGCCGUCUGAGGUGCCAGAAAAUGGCCGGCAACCAACAUUUAGAGAACGACUACGUCUCGCCCACGAGAACAUGCAAGCCAACAUCGCGCUGUCUGACAUCCGGAUAACUCGGGAGAUGGAUUUCUACACAGCUCUACUACGGACAGGUUUCGGUGUCAUAAGCAUGGCCAGUGAAGCAGUCUACCUGACGGAGAACCGUAGCGUGAACUUGAAGCAGCACACAUGGCUGGAAGAAGAACGGUUCCGAGAGCUGGAGAAAUUCCGUAUGCAGUGGACGGGCUCAAAUCUUGGGGAUUCCCGUGAUGAUCAAAUGGGAACAAUAGGACUCGUGCCUGUGAAAGACGGCCAACUUUCAGCAUCGAGUGGCUAUGCCAGGGAGCGGGCUGCGCAGAGGCUGUCAAAGUCCAGGACAGGCGAUAAGCGCCCUCGAGACGGAGUGGGAGCUCUGGAACGAAGCUCUCGGUGGAUCUUGGCCAUGGAGUUCAUUGUGAAUAUCAACCGGCUAAUAUUGCGAUGGGCGUCUCUGAUCAUGCUCAGAGCUCUGGCUGGCGUAGGGAUCACGACGCAACCCCGUGUGCUACUCUGGCUAUCACGGCGAUCCAAAACAGGCAAAAAAGAGGAGCGGGAAGUGGGCCAUGCAAGCUCUAGGAGCCGAGAUACAGAGUAUAUGAUUCGUAACGACGAAAACGCCGACGUUGAAGCUGAGAUGCGCCGCCGUUUACGCGGCUCGCCCGAGACAGCUGGACUUCCCGAGGCAGACUUCGAAUCUCUGUUGUACAAACAUUGGAAGUAUGGUGGGGUCUGGGGUUCAAUAGAUACCAGCGGUGAAUGGGAACCCAAUCCCGACGACGACGACUGGGACACAACAAGCAUGAUUCACAGUGUGGCUGGAAGCGACCUGAGCACAGAUCAGGAUCAGGACUUAUGGGAAGACGAUGAUGCCGCCCUAGACAGCGGCCAACGAACACCGACUCAGCGCUCUCCCUUCGCGUCAAGAGAAACGACCCCAUUUGACACCCCGAUGGCUAUGGGCGAUCUCGCCCGCCUCCUCAACCCUUCGUCGCCCGAGGAUCGGCAGGAGGCUCAUACGCUGGCCGCCCAUCUCAGCAGCGAUCGCAUCAUGACGCGCUCGCAGUAUGCGCAACAUCUCAAACCAAAACACCCUCACCAUAACCGCCCCCAGCGGAUGUCGCCGGACGAGGAGGCUGAGCUCCUAGGGCUCAUUCUCAACUCGCGUCGUUCCGCAACGCCGGCCACGCAACACCAGAGGGGCGCGCUGGAAGGCAGCGGCGCCGAGAGCACGCAGCACAACACGGGUUCCUGGGCCGGGCUCGGCGAGAACGGACCCCAGUGCGUCGUGUGCCACGCGGAACCGCGCACCGUCAUCGUCUGGCCGUGCCGCUGCCUCAGUCUCUGCGACGAGUGCCGUGUCACGCUGGCCAUGAACAAUUUUGACAAGUGCGUCUGCUGCCGCCGUGAGGUCAACAGCUUCUCGAGGAUCUAUGUGCCUUGA
Molecule: messenger RNA, 2877 nt
Organism: Neoarthrinium moseri
Lineage: Eukaryota; Fungi; Ascomycota; Sordariomycetes; Amphisphaeriales; Apiosporaceae
Exons: 1
Coding region: 1-2877 (958 amino acids)
Biological process (GO): ubiquitin-dependent protein catabolic process; protein ubiquitination
Molecular function (GO): ubiquitin protein ligase activity
Source: RefSeq, a predicted model, not a curated record